AUGAGCCAGCACCAGGGCCUUGAAUCUCAUGUUGCCAAACCAGAGUCCGAUUACCCACCCUCAGCAGACUACGCUCCCUACCCAAAGCUCGAUCCAAACGACGUCGCCCCGCCCAAGGAGGACUGGACAACAGUUACCAUAAGUUCGCAAACGCCUCACCCCGUGUCGCAAAAUUCGGGUUCUCCGAUCUCUGAAUCUGCGUCAGAAGGUCCGGCUCCGAUUGCCCGCAACUCUGCCACCACUAUGCCUGUUGAGUCCAAUCCAUACAUCUCCUCAUCGCCGGCGCCAGCGUCAUCUAUGAAGAAUAAGAUGGAUUCAGUGAAGGAUGUGCUUGGGAAAUGGGGGAAAAAGGCAGCAGAGGCUACAAAGAAGGCCGAGGAUCUUGCUGGGAAUAUGUGGCAACACUUGAAAAUGGGCCCUAGUUUUGCUGAUGCUGCUGUGGGAAGAAUUGCUCAGGGAACAAAAGUUCUUGCAGAAGGUGGUUAUGAGAAGAUCUUUCAACAAACUUUUGAGACUGUGCCUGAGGAGCAACUUCAGAAGUCAUAUGCAUGCUACCUAUCCACAUCUGCUGGUCCGGUUAUGGGAAUUUUGUAUUUGUCAACAGAAAAACUUGCAUUUUGUAGUGACAGUCCUCUGUCAUACAAAGUGGGUGAGCAGACUGAAUGGAGCUAUUACAAGGUAGUUAUCCCAUUACACCAGCUGAAGGCUGUCAAUACUUCAACUAGCAAAGUCAACCCAGCUGAAAAAUAUGUCCAGAUCAUCUCUGUUGACAACCACGAGUUUUGGUUCAUGGGCUUUGUACACUAUGAUAGUGCUGUGAAAAAUCUUCAAGGAGCAUUGCAGCACCAUUUUUGA
Messenger RNA from Vitis vinifera (wine grape), 855 nucleotides. RefSeq names its product GEM-like 1. The record is from RefSeq and is marked provisional. Lineage: Eukaryota; Viridiplantae; Streptophyta; Magnoliopsida; Vitales; Vitaceae.